UACCCUGCCUGGCAAACCAGAUAACUUAACAAGACCUAGGCAAAUUACAUAAAUAACUGCCAUCUUAUAUAAACAUAAUCAAAGUAGCGGAAGUCAAAGCGAAGAACUAUGCAAACCCAACAUGCCACAUGCACAGUGUCAUGGAGCAUCUAAGACUAUCCAUCUGUAACGUAGUACUUCCAGCUGUCUGAAUUAUGUUUGAUCUUAGGCCGUCGGAAAUUUGAUGAAUUCUAGUAGUAUGUACUUUGGCAACAAUGCACUGGUCGAACUUAUAAAAUAUUCAAACGUGUAUAUGCUUGUUUAUAUUCUGAAAGUGACAAGGAAAAAAGAUUAUAUGCCAAGUGGAUGAGAAUGACAUAGCCUAGCAUCUUUGGAUACGACUGGAGAAAGAGCAAGAAGAAAAGAAACAAAAGGGAAAGGAGAAAGCAGAGGCUUGUCCCUACACAAUCAUCAAGGUAACUCGUGAUGAAGACCUCGGUGAACAAAUUGGGAAGGAGAUUUAUUUUGAUCUUGUGGACCAUGAUAAAGUGCGUACUUUUUGUAUUCAGAAACAGAUGCCAUUUACUCAAUUCAAGGAGGAAGUUGCUAAGGCAUUUGGUAUACCGGUGCAAUUUCAACGUUACUGGCUAUGGGCAAAACGCCAGAACCACACUUAUCGGCCUGAUCGUGCAUUGACAGCUCAAGAGGAAAUUCAAUCUGUUGGUGAACUGAGAGAGGUUUCAAAUAAAUGGAACAGUGCUGAGCUAAAACUUUUUCUGGAAGUAGAAUUAUGCCUGGAUUUGCGACCUUUGGCUCCACCAGGGAAGCCGAAGGAAGAAAUACUUCUAUUUUUCAAACUUUAUGACCCUCUGAAAGAGAACAUAAGGUAUGUUGGACGGCUUUUUGUAAAAGGAAGUGGCAAGCCGCUGGAGAUAUUAGCAAAGCUAAAUGAGUUGGCUGGCUAUUCUUGUGAUGAAGAAAUUGAACUUUUCGAGGAAAUAACAUUUGAACCAAAUGUGAUGUGUGAACACAUUAACAAGAAUCUGACUUUUCGUGGCUGUCAGCUAGAAGAUGGAGAUAUUAUUUGCUUUCAGAAAUCUCUUCGAAAGCAAGGCAAUGAACUAUAUCGCUUUCCAGAGGUUCCUUCAUUUUUGGAGUACGUGCACAAUCGCCAGGUUGUUCGUUUUCGCUCAUUGGAGAAAUCCACGGAGGACGAGUUCAGUCUUGAGUUGUCAAAGCAAAACAACUAUGAUGAAGUUGUUGAAUGCUUAGCUCGCCAUCUUCCCUUGGAUGACCCAUCAAAAGUAAGGCUUACAUCACAUAACUGCUAUUCACAGCAGCCAAAACCUCAGCCAAUCAGUUAUCGUGGAGUUGAUCGUCUCACAGAAAUGCUCAGUCAACACAAUCAGACUUCAGAUAUUCUGUAUUAUGAAGUCCUGGAUAUUCCUUUACCAGAGCUGCAGGGCUUAAAAACUCUCAAAGUUGCUUUUUAUCAUGCUGCCAAAGAUGAAGUGACUAUCCAUUUUAUCACAUUGCCAAAACAAAGUACCGUAGGAGAUGUUCUUAAUGACCUGAAAACAAAGGUUGAAUUGUCACGGCCGGAUGCUGAACUAAGGUUGCUGGAAGCUUUUCACCACAAGAUAUAUAAGAUUUUUCCCCUUAAUGAUAGGAUUGUGAACAUAAAUGAUAAAUACUGGACGCUACGUGCAGAGGAGAUUCCUGAAGAGGAGAAAAACCUUGAUCCUCAUAGUCGCUUAAUUCCUGUUUAUCAUUUUAUGAAGGACACAGCUCAAAAUCAAGCACAAAUACAGAACUUUGGUGAGCCCUUUUUCCUGGUUAUUCAUGAGGGUGAGAGAUUGGCCAAAGUUAAAGCUCGCAUUCAGAAAAAAUUGCAGGUUUCAGAUGAGGCGUUUUCAAAGUGGAAAUUUGCAUUUUUAUCCCUGGGUCAUCCCGAGUACCUUCAGGACUCAGAUAUUGUGUUCAACCGUUUUCAGAAAAUAGAUGUGUAUGGUUCUUGGGAGCAGUACCUUGGAUUAGAGCACAGUGAUACCCCCACUAGUGCUACCCCCGGCAUAUUUAGUUUUGGUGCUAGCUCUUCAGCUUCGUCAACAAAUGCUGUCAAUGCCAGCAGCAGAGUCAGUCCUAGUCCAUUUGCUUUUGGUGCCAGUUCUGCCUCUUCACAAACUUCCAGUACUGCUGGAAUUUUCGGUUCCAAUUGGCAGGCCCCAAAGUCUCCAGGCUUCAGUUCCCCAUUUAGUUCUGCUACCCCUACUGCGUUUGCAUUUGGAGCAUCUUCGUCCUUUUUUACUGCUCCAACCACCACAGCGGUGGCCUUUGGAUCAGCACCCAUUACCCCUAGUGGACCAGCCUUUUCAUUUGGUUCAACUUUGACCAACUCGUCUUCGCAGGCCAUAUUUGGUUACUCUACUACUCCUUUUACUGCGCCCCCUGGGAAAAAUAACCAGAUGAAGUCAAAGGAAGGCAGCAUGGCUAAGGACGCUAUGCAUGCAUCUUCCCCUGCAAUUUCAUUUGGUCAACCUUCUGUCUCCCCCUCUCCAGUUGGUUUCAUGUUUGGUUCAACACCUAGUCCAUUCCAGUUUGGUGGCCAGCAGAGUCAGCCUGCGGCCCAGAAUCCAUCUCCAUUUGCAGCAUCAGGCAUUUUAGGUGCUGGAGGAAGUUUCUCAUUGAGUAGCAAUGUUCCUAACAAAUCAGGUCGAAAGAUCCUCAAAGUUAAUAGAAAUAAGAACAGAAGGAAGUGAAGUAGUUGGCGACAACUUUGGAUCCUCAUGGUAGAUAUUGGUUGGCAAGAGGAUAAAUUUUUUGAUGAUAGAUCAGCAGCCACAGUCAUGGGUUUGUGCAAUUUUCCAUUUUCUAAUUUUGGGUAUUGUAUCUGCAUCUCCAGAAAUGCAUCUCCAGGAAGUGAAAGAUCUUUUAAUCCUAUUAGCUUUUGUUUUUUUGGCCCAGAUCUAUGGCAUAAAAUGUCACAAUUUUGGAUAACAGUUCUUGGUCAAGUGGUCGUCUUGUAUCAUUAGGGGGCUGUAGAGGGCCUGGUUAAGUCUCUCUUUUUCUUUUUGUAAUCUCAUUCUGUAUUAUUACAUGUAACAUAAUAAGGAAAUGUAUGCUUUUGUAAGGAAAUCUUUUUCUAUCGAGUA
Molecule: messenger RNA, 3131 nt
Organism: Lycium ferocissimum
Lineage: Eukaryota; Viridiplantae; Streptophyta; Magnoliopsida; Solanales; Solanaceae
Product: ubiquitin C-terminal hydrolase 12-like
Exons: 19
Coding region: 555-2738 (727 amino acids)
Source: RefSeq, a predicted model, not a curated record